AUGCUUUCCAUUCAGCAAAGAUAUAAUAUCUGUCUAAUGGCAGAGAGGCACCCAAAGUGGACGCAACUCGAGUUAGCAAAAUGGGCUUAUGAGACGUUUCAGCUACCAAAAAUUCCAUCCCAAGGCACCAUAUCGCGUUUAUUGGCUAGAAAAUCUACUUAUAUGAAUUGUAAAGAGCAUGAAAAGGACGCAAAUAGAUUGAGAAAGCCAAAUAAUCUUUUGGUUCGGAAGAUUUUACAAGAAUGGAUUUCUCAAAGCUUGUGGAAUGGUAUCCCUAUUACCUCACCUAUUAUUCAAGACACUGCACAAGCUGUAUGGCACAGAAUUCCUGCGGAACAUCGCGAGGGAAACGGCUCUUUUAGUUAUAAAUGGAUUUCGAACUUUUUAUCAAAAAUGGAUGUCAAUAUUUCCGUUUUAGACGAAGAAUUACCUAAAACCCCCAAAGUUUGGACAUUUGAGGAAAGGGAUGUAUUGAAAGCUUAUUUUGCUAAAAUACCACCAAAGGAUUUGUUUACUUUAGAUGAAGCGUUUCUCUCCUACAACUUACCAUUAGAUUAUGCCCAAUACGAAGCAAGUAGCAUUCAAAGGCGUAUAGAGGUUGCCACUGUCAUGCUAUGUUCCAAUUUGGAUGGCUCUGAAAAAUUAAAACCUGUUGUCGUGGGAAAAUAUGACAGUUACAAAUCAUUCAGAAAUUACUUCCCCAAUGAACCAAAAGAUCCUGUCUCACAAUCAAUGUUGGGCACUAAGAUGGCUAAGAAAUUUGAUAUUUCUUACCAUAGUAAUAGGAAAGCAUGGCUAACGAGCAAUCUCUUUCACAACUGGUUAGUCAGGUGGGACAAGAGAUUGGUUGCUGUGAAUAGGAAGAUUUGGAUUGUUUUGGAUGAUUCAUGCUGUCAUAGAAUAAUUAAUCUGCGUCUUCAAAAUAUAAAACUUGUAUACACUUCUUCCAAUUCGAAGUUUUUGCCAUUUAACUGGGGUGUCUGGGAUGAAUUUAAAACAAGAUACAGAAUCCAACAAUAUCAGGCGCUUAUUGACUUGCAAAAUAGAAUUUCGAAAAAUAUUCAAAAUAAAAAUAAAUUAGAACAGAACGAAUGCCUACCCAGUGGUAAAAAAUGUUUGAUCAGUUUUGAGCAAAGUCAACUGACCAUGUCAAAUGCUUUCAAAUUUAUUAAGAAAGCAUGGGAUGAUAUACCUGUUGAUGCUAUCAAAGCCAAUUGGAAAAGUUCCGGUCUAUUACCUCCUGAAAUGAUUCAUUUAAAUGAGAAUGUCAGUAUGGCGUUCAAGAAAAACGAGGUCUUAGAGAGCGUUUUGAACAGAUUGUGUGAUGAGUACUAUUGUGUUAAGAAAUGGGAAUAUGAAAUGUUGUUAGAUUUAAACAUUGAAAACAAAAACACAAAUUUCUUGAGCACUGAAGAAUUAGUAGAAAGUGCUAUCGUGGAGCCUUGUGAACCUGAUUUCGAUACUGUGCCAAAAGGUGAUGAAGUCCACGAUGAUAAUUUCGAUGUGUCAGUUUUUGCCAAUAACGUAGAUAAUAAUCAAACUCAUCUAAGCAUUUCCCAUCCUAGUCACAAUCACGAUUACGAAAGUAAUCACGACAACGAUAGUAAUGACAAUAUUACAAAUAACGGCAGUAACAAUAAUAAUACUAAUAAUAAUAAUAAUAAUAAUGAUGAUGAUGAUGAUGAUGAUGAUGACGCUGAUGACGCUGAUAAUGAUAGUGGUGGGAAGUAUUUGCAACAGGAUACUGUUAACAAUACUAAUAAAACUGGCAGCCCUGGGCAGCCGAAUAUUCCUAGCAUUGAAUCGCAAAGAAAUGCUUCAAACACAGAUCUUGUUGUUGAUGGUAAUUACGACGUCAAUUUCAAUGGUCUUUUGAAUGAUUCGUACAAUGCAAUGAGACAGCCAGGCCCAUUAGAUUAUAACGUCAGUACACUAAUCGACAAACCUAAUUUAUUCUUAAGUCCAGAUUUGGAUUUAUCUACUGUUGGCGUCGAUAUGCAACUACCAUCAUCAGAAUAUUUCAGCGACGUAUUUUCCUCAACCAUCCGAAAUAACGAUAAAGCUGCCUCAGAUCAAAAUAAACCGGCAGAUGAACUUCCUUCAAGCACUGCCAUGACAAAUUCAAACUCAAUAACAACAGCACUUUUGGAAUCAAGAAGUCAAGCACAGUCUUUUGAUGUACCACAUAUGAAUGGGUUGCUGAGCGACACAUCAAAAGUCGGACAUCCUGUUAAUUCCUCAAAUACUGUAUCUCAGAAUUCACUGAACGGUUUUCAACAUAAUUCUUCAUCCGUUGCAGAAGCUUCGUCUCCUUCAAUUACGCCCUCCCCUGUGGCAAUAAACUCUGCAGGCGCUCCACCAAGAUCUAUAGUAUCUGCGCCUGUGGGCUCGACUUCUUCUGUGUCAUCCCCAUCUGCUUUAGAACAUCUUGAAGGUGCCGUUUCUGGUAUGUCACCCUCAUCCACCACAAUAUUAAGUAACUUACAAACAAAUAUAAAUAUUGCCAAAUCAUUGAGUACCAUUAUGAAACAUGCAGAAUCAAACGAAAUAUCAUUGACGAAAGAAACAAUUAAUGAACUUAACUUUAAUUAUACGACGCUUUUGAAACGAAUCAAAAAGACUAGGAAACAAUUAAAUGGCAAAAGCAUUAAAAUAAACAGUAGUAAAAAUGCACAAGACCAUUUAGAAACCCUUUUAUCUGGGGCUGCAGCUGCAGCUGCAACUUCAGCCAAUAAUUUGGAUCUUCCGACCGGUGGUUCGAACCUUCCGGACUCUAAUAACUUACACUUACCUGAUAAUACAGGUUUUUUUUAG
Molecule: messenger RNA, 2814 nt
Organism: Saccharomyces paradoxus
Lineage: Eukaryota; Fungi; Ascomycota; Saccharomycetes; Saccharomycetales; Saccharomycetaceae
Gene: PDC2
Product: Pdc2p
Exons: 1
Coding region: 1-2814 (937 amino acids)
Cellular component (GO): nucleus
Molecular function (GO): DNA binding
Source: RefSeq, a predicted model, not a curated record